AUGCAGGGGGUAUCAGUGGCAAAGGAAGCCGAACCCGUUGAUAGCAGCGCGACUAUCGCAGUGUCUGCACCAUCGGAGACUGUCCGAAACCGAAAAUGUGAGCAAGACGAAGACAGGCCGACUGUGCAGCAAAAGGCAAAGAAGCGGAAAAUAAAGACCGGAUCAAAACGUGCCUCGUCAAAGAAGGCGAAGCCCGUGAAGAAGGAGACGACCGUCCAACACGGUGUACAGGAAGGGGAGUUGCUGGAGGAGUCGACGACUGUGGGACUUAAGGGAACCGCCAAGAUCAACCCCCACAGGGCCAAGAUCCUGGUUGGCAAGCAAGCCCUGGCUGCCAUUAAGGAGGGAACAAGAAUAUUUAUCAAGAGCGGAGAAGGCAACGGCGGAGACACAUGGUGGGACAGCGGAAUCGUCCAGAAGAUCCACGAGCGUGGCAAACCGUACGAGGUCGAGUGGCAAAAGAUGAACAACAGGGGCGAGGAGGUCGACACUGACGUUGAGAGGCGUAUCAUUCUGCCGGUAACGUACAGCCUCGCCGGAGUGGCGGCCGAGGCGAUCAAGGGAGUCGAGUUGGGGACCGAAGCGGCCGCCUCCGUGAUGCAGAACGUCCUCGCUAAGGCUCGGCUCGGGUCCUGGUGCAUUAGCCACCCCGAGGAACCGUGGGGUAUGCUUGAUCCCUUCGGGGAGGACUCUACCCCGAACCCCGUUUCAGAGGUCACAAGGCCACCCGUCGAAUUGAGUGAAACGUCCUCCUAAGAUAACAGACCAAACCUGGUUUUCGUGGGUUGAAUACGAUCUACGGAGUGUUGCGGUUCUACCAUGUUCGGUGAGGGUAGCUGGGUUCGGUUGAGGAAACCUUCACGCGCUGGGAUCCCUCACUCGCAAAACCAUGGUUUCAUAGCGAACGGGAUUGCAUUGGUACGGGAGGUUGAUGCGAUGUUUUUUUUUCGAUGAAAUGUUCCAUCCGGUGAAAAGUCCUUCGUACUACUACCGCAGGGCUCUCUCGGCGUGCUAGAUGUUUCCGGGUUAGGCCAUUGGAGUUCCCCGGUCCUCUCCUCCUCUAGAACACGCCCCAGAGGGUGUACAGCGAUUGGCAUUUUGGAAAGAGAGCGAGGGCAUGUUACGUUC
This is a messenger RNA of Ectocarpus siliculosus, 1128 nucleotides long. The record is from the annotation of a GenBank genome assembly. NCBI's taxonomy places the organism in Eukaryota, Phaeophyceae, Ectocarpales, Ectocarpaceae.